This is a messenger RNA of Rosa rugosa (rugosa rose), 675 nucleotides long. RefSeq lists its product as uncharacterized. Gene Ontology annotation, molecular function: zinc ion binding; nucleic acid binding. The transcript has 4 exons. The record is from RefSeq and is a predicted model, not a curated record. NCBI's taxonomy places the organism in Eukaryota, Viridiplantae, Streptophyta, Magnoliopsida, Rosales, Rosaceae. The coding region runs from base 172 to 675 and encodes 167 amino acids.
CAGAUGACUUUGUUGCACCUUGCUAUCUCAAAAAGACAUAUAUGAGUAUUUACAGCAACCCUAUACAGCCUGUUAAUAGCAUGGACAUGUGGUCCAAGGGUGAAGGUCCAAGUAUCCUACCUCUACAAUAUACAAGGCAGCCCGGUAGGCUGAAGACGAAAAGGAUUAAGGAUGCUUCAAAGGUGGUCAUCAAUGGUGCUGGCAAAAUUGGAAGGAUACAAAGAUCCCUUAAAGUGUAGCAAUUGUGGCCAAGGAGGUCACAAUAUGAAAACCUGCCAGAGGCAUUUGCCAAGUAAGGGAAAGAAGACUGCUGCUGCUAUUGAUAAGAAGAGGAGGCUUAACACUAAUGGAGGAGAAAGUUCCCAAAAUAUGUCAAAGAAAGGGAAGAAAGCACCCAUGACUGCAAAUGAGCUGAGGCAAAAAGCCAAGGAGAAGGUUGAGUAUCAAAGGAAAAAGAUGGCUAACUUGAGGGCAGCAAGGCUUGAUGCAAACAAACCUGCAAGAGGAAGGCCUCCAAAGUCUAGUACUACAAGUACAGGACCAAGGCUUGUACAAGCUACAUCUCUACCAGCAUCAGUUCAAGGCAUGUACAACCUUCCAGGGCAUCAAGAGACAAGGCUGCAACACCAACAAGGUCUUCACAAAGGAUCAAGAACAAUUCAGGCUUCCAGCUGA